AUGGAGGCCAUUAAACAGCUUCCUACCUCGCAAACACUAUCAUCAUCUCCAAGAGCUCCAAUUCCCGCACCUUCUGAACUUCCAGAGCAUUAUGAUAGACUCGCCUUUUCCUACGACGAUGCGACAACGUUCCAUAAAUCGCUUGCAGAGGAAUAUGUAAAAUAUGUGAAGCCGGUUGCUGGCGAGAAGUUGUUGGAUUUAGCUUGUGGGACGGGAUUAGUAGGGUUUGCAUUAAAUUCCCACGUGCGACUUUCCUACAUUCAUGGAAUCGACAUUUCCAGCAAAAUGCUCGACAUCGCUUGUUCCAAAAUAUCUCUCCCCUCUCUUUCUGAAAGAGAAGGAACAUUCGAUAUAAUAACAAUCUGUUCCGCAUUCGUACUACUUCCAUCUCCCCUUGAAUCUUUACAUUCGUGGAUCCCUUAUCUAAAACCUGCUUCACCUACUGGCGCCUCUACUCCCGGUGGAAGAUUAGUACUCGAUAUACCCCAUCCAUCUAGCAUGAUCGGCUUAUCAAUCUUCUCCAAGUUAGCCCCCAAAUUUGGAAUCUCCGUUCUUGGACCGCGAAAUUGGAUCGGAAGCUCAGAAGGUUCGGCUUUGAAAAAUCUGAAGAAUUUGAUGCACGCCGCAGGAUUAAGAGGAGUAAAAACUUUCAAGUCAAGAAUAUUUCAUGACAUACCCGCGGCGACGCCAUUAUGUGAGGGGAUUGGAAGAAUUAUUCAUGAAGGAACGGAGGCUGAACGUCGCGAAUGGCCUGCUACACGUGAAGCUGGGAGCAAGAUAUUUGAUCUUAUGACUAAAAGACCUGGACUGCAUCAGUGGAGGGAAGGUACUGAAGAGGAAAGUAAUGAUAAAAAAGCGAGUUGGGUAUGGGAAUGGGUUCAAUUGGGAGUUAGUGAUGAGGACGGAGAGAUGUGGGUUAGAGAGGAGGGCGCAUUAAUAAUUGGUAUUGGAUGGAUGGAGUGA
Molecule: messenger RNA, 963 nt
Organism: Sclerotinia sclerotiorum 1980 UF-70
Lineage: Eukaryota; Fungi; Ascomycota; Leotiomycetes; Helotiales; Sclerotiniaceae
Exons: 3
Coding region: 1-963 (320 amino acids)
Source: RefSeq, a predicted model, not a curated record